CGAUCCAGAAGCUCAAACUCUCAAGAAAGCUUCAGAACCUUGAAGCUAGCUACGAAGUUGAUAAAAGCCCAACCCAAAAUCCCCAGCUACUCUCAAAUUAGACCUGGCGUCUGUGUUCAGCAAAUUUGACUCCUCAAAACGGCAGAAGGCUCUGGGAGACUUUUCGAGCUCCAAACAAUGGCGAUAGCAGACGCUUUAGGCCAAGAAUUUGAAGAUUGGGUUCAAAUGUAAAGCUCAUGAUUGCGGAGAAGAACAAGUUUCAAGGAAAGGCAUUGUCUGUGUCAUACACAAAGACCGCCAUUACUGCAAUUAAGGAGAAGUUCAGUUCAGAGCAGUUGGAAAGGUUUAAGGGGACUUGUUUUGGUCAUCUACUACUCAUUCAAAAAAAUGACACCACAAAACCUCCUGGUCCUUCCUCUUUCAACCCCUAAAUUAAGCAUCGGAUGCCCAAUACUAGACGGCUGCAUGGGUGGCGGCAUACCCUGCAACUCCAUAACAGAAUUGGUGGGGGAGAGUGGUUCUGGGAAAACGCAAGUUUGUCUCCAACUAACAAUAAGAGCUCAGCUCCCACCCUCACAUGGCGGACUAGGAGGGUCCUCCCUCUACAUACACACAGAAUUCAGCUUCCCAAUUCGUCGACUGCAGCAACUAGCCAACCAUUAUCAGGCAUCACACGCCAACUUGAUAGGGUUGAACCCAUUGGAAGACAUAUAUGUUCAUGCCAUUCAUGAUGCACAACAAAUGGUCCAUGUGCUUCGAGACAUAGAAGCAUUUAUGGGCAUUGGUCACACCCGGUUACCUGUAAAGCUCAUUGUCAUUGAUUCCAUUGCUGCACUGUUUGGGUCACAAUAUGACAGAACACCCGCUGAUUUGAAAUGCCGGUCUGAAAUGUUUUUCAAGAUUUCUGGGAAAUUGAAGGCUUUGGCAAAUAAGUUUGGGGUGGCGGUGGUUCUGACCAACCAGGUGGUGGAUGUCAUUGGGCCAGCUGAUGGAAUAGAUGGGGUGAGGUUGGGAAACUUGGAGUGCUUGCAUACAUCAGCCAGACGGGUUAGUCCAGCUUUGGGAUUGGCUUGGGCACAUUGCGUCAAUUCAAGGGUGUUCUUGUCAAGGCAUGAGGAAUCUGUUGGGGUUAACAGUCCUUAUGCACAUUCAACAAGUAUACCCAGUCAAACACAAAGGAGACUUAAUGUUGUUUUUGCCCCACAUUUGGCCCCUGCAUCGUCUCAAUUUGUAAUAACAAAAGAAGGUGUAGUUGGAGUAUCGACGGUAAUUGGCUAAUAAUUGCAUUGCGAGGACUUGUGUUGAGGAUAAAAUAUAUGGAAAAUAAUGAGCUGUUCCAAAUCUCCUGCCUUCCCUACACAAAGUACACAACUCAAGAAAAUUAAGCACUCCCACCGACUCCAUCUCAAGAUGGUCGUGAUCCCACUUGCAGGCCAAAAUCUGGGCGGAAGCGCAAGGCAUCAAUAUCUUCAUCCAAUAUCACUUUUGGUGAAAUUGAUGAUGAAAACCCAAAGGGCAAUAAGAAGAUCAUGCAUAGAGAUGUUGAACGUCAAAGAAGACAAGAAAUGGCCACCUUUAUGCAUCUCUUCGAUCACAACUCCUCCUCGAAUAUCUCAAGAUUGCAAAUUUCGACUACCAUUGCAAAGCAAAGCAGUCUGACAAGAGAACAUUUCUCCAUCAUUACCUCAUAUUUGGUGUGUAAAUACACAGGUGAGUGAUGGGAGAAGCAUUGAUACGUCUGAGCUCCAACAGAGAUAGACAAAAACUUAUGAUCAGCCAGCUGACUUCAAAUAAGGUGCUGGGAGAACUGAUAUCCUUUGUAAAAUUUUGGUGUGAUGUGUUUAUAUCCCCGUAGAUAUUCGACCUUCCAGGCACUUAAUGUGGCUGAAAGUUUUGCAAGAGCUGUUGAAUAUAACAUGUCUCUGUAUAUAUGCGAAGUUUGUGUUUUAUUAAGAUAUUUGGGAUGCUCCUCCAUUGCCAAUAAGUUUUGGGAUUGGAAAUCGUAACUUUCUUUCAGCUCCAUGAUCAAGCAUACCAUCAUGUUCUCGUUAUAUCACAAGUAUAUUUAAGGUAACUUGCCCCAUCCAUAUAUAUAAUAUCUUAAUUGUUUGCUCA
Prunus dulcis (almond) is the source of this 2115-nucleotide messenger RNA. Its product is annotated as DNA repair protein XRCC3 homolog. The transcript is spliced from 3 exons. Gene Ontology annotation, molecular function: four-way junction DNA binding; ATP-dependent DNA damage sensor activity; ATP binding. The record is from RefSeq and is a predicted model, not a curated record. Lineage: Eukaryota; Viridiplantae; Streptophyta; Magnoliopsida; Rosales; Rosaceae. Gene Ontology annotation, biological process: double-strand break repair via synthesis-dependent strand annealing; t-circle formation; resolution of mitotic recombination intermediates. Gene Ontology annotation, cellular component: Rad51C-XRCC3 complex; replication fork. Bases 388 to 1278 code for a protein of 296 amino acids.